CCAAUGAGAGACCGUGACCUCAGAGGCAGGGAGUGAAAGCUAGCUGGCUAGACCACUGUGUGCAGCUCUAAAAUACCGCCGUGAACAAACGCAACACGCGUUAAAAGACGAGGUGUAUCUACCUGAGACAGGCGAUGGUGCGGGCUGUGUGGGCGGUGCUCCGGAUGGUGUCCUGCGAGGGAGCCGCCGUGCUGAAAUCAAACGUACCUGGCGCUGGUCGAGUGUCUGCACCGAGGCUCAGAUCUGUCUGCACUCCUUUGAUUUCCUGCCGCAGAGCUAUAACCAGUGAGGUGAGACACCUGCAGUCUGCAGUCAGAAUGCCUGAGAUAACCACAGACCACCUGGACGAGAAGCAGGUGCAGCUGCUGUCCGAGAUGUGCAUCCUCAUCGACGAGAACGAUCGCAAGAUUGGAGCGGACACCAAGAAAAACUGUCACCUCAACUCCAACAUCGACAAAGGUUUAUUACACAGAGCCUUCAGCGUAUUCAUUUUCAACAGUGAGGAGAAGCUGCUCUUACAGCAAAGAUCUGACGCCAAAAUCACUUUUCCAGGCUGUUUCACAAACACAUGCUGCAGCCACCCUUUACACACAGACAGUGAGCUGGAGGAGAAGGAAGCAAUAGGAGUGAGGAGAGCUGCUCAGAGGAGACUCAAAGCUGAGCUGGGCAUCCCCAUGGAACAGGUGACACCAGAUGAAAUGACGUACCUGACAAGGAUCCACUAUAAGGCCCAGUCAGACGGUGUGUGGGGAGAACAUGAGAUUGACUACAUCCUCUUCAUGCAGAAGGAGGUGGAGUUGAGUCCAGACCCCAAUGAGAUCAAAAGCCACUGCUACGUAAGCAAGGAGGAGCUGAAGGAGAUGUUGGAGAAGGCCAAGCGUAAAGAACUGGAGAUCACACCCUGGUUCAGCCUCAUCGCAGAGACCUUCCUCUUCCAGUGGUGGGACAACCUGCAGAACCUCAAGCAGUUCAUGGAUCACAACAACAUCCACCGCAUGUAACCAAAACCAGGAUCGGGCUCCACGCUCUGUCAUUUCAAACCUUGGGUUGUAGUAAUACUUGGCUGAUAUACAAGCAAAGCCAGCUGAACUGUUAGAGACCCCUGACACUCUGAUGUCAAAAAAUAAGUAUCACUUGCUGCUUCUGCCAAGGUAGUAGUACAGUAAGUGUAGGACUUCCACACUGAUGUUUAAGUCCUGCUGACAGUAAGAGGUGAUGUGGUAUAUAGUGGGUUUGUAGCCCUGAGGUGCAUUCAUCCAUACAUGAGAGCUGAUCCAAGUAGGGUCACUCUUAGUCUUAUGUAUUUAGAACACAUACAUCAGGUAAUCAAUUCUGACACACUGCACACUGGACUUACAGACUGUACAGAAGUAAAGACAUUCAACAUCUUAUUUUAGUAGGAGCAACGUAAUUAGUGACAACUCCACAAAGACUAUAGCCUAUUUUUAUAUAAAAACUAAAAGUGCCUGUGUACAGGUCAUUAGGAUGAGAUGAGUAGUUUCUCCAAGUACUGAUGUGAUGUCACAACUGUCACUUCUGUAUAUUGUCGACAAUGAUAUCAAUGAACAAGCUGUGUCUUUGCACUCUUUACAAUAAGUACUCGCACAAUAAAGAGUUUGAUUGUGGA
Messenger RNA from Epinephelus moara (kelp grouper), 1627 nucleotides. RefSeq names its product isopentenyl-diphosphate delta isomerase 1 (gene idi1). NCBI's taxonomy places the organism in Eukaryota, Metazoa, Chordata, Actinopteri, Perciformes, Serranidae. The record is from RefSeq and is a predicted model, not a curated record. The coding region runs from base 135 to 1001 and encodes 288 amino acids. Gene Ontology annotation, cellular component: cytoplasm. Gene Ontology annotation, molecular function: isopentenyl-diphosphate delta-isomerase activity. Gene Ontology annotation, biological process: isopentenyl diphosphate biosynthetic process; isoprenoid biosynthetic process. The transcript is spliced from 7 exons.